GCUGAUCCCUGAGCAGAGCCGCGCCGACGGGAGGGAGGUGGUCGCGGACCAGGCGCUGGUUUCCGGGGACUUUCCCCGAGCAACACUGACAUGUGACGUUUUUCCUCCUUCCUCUGAGACGCCGUCCCAGCAGAACCGGACCUCUCCGCUUCCUGUUUCGCCCCCCUCGUUCUGGGUCCGGGCUGGACGGUGAGAGCCGAACCGUGCGCGCUGUGGGGCGUCGUGGACCCAGCUCCCGUGUUCCCUGUUCCACGCAGGGAGGGCAGCGGAGGAUGAGGCUGGCGCAGCAGUCCCGCCGAACCGUGAGCCGGACGCGUGUGGAUGGUUAGGGGAUGAAGUGUGGGCUCCUGAAGGCUGAAGGCUGAAUCCUCUCCUCAAGACGGCCAGUGAAGAUGGGUCCUGCCUGCUCAGCGCCUACCUCCUGCGGCUGGCGUCCUGCCUGAUCAACAUCAUCAGCGAUGUAGUCAGCCUCUUCCUCUGCGUCCUCAUCCUCGGCACCAAGUACUCGCAUCUGUUAAAGAAGGAGACCGUCAAGAUGAUCCUGCUGCGCAAGUUCCGCGUCCUGAUCCUCAUGGUGUUCCUGGUGGCCUGCUCCAUGCACAUCAUGAUCGACCUGCUGCCCAAGCUGGAGCGCCAGAGCGGCGGCGGCUGCUCCUGCUCGCACACGCCGAGCGAGCAGGAGCAGCCGGAGCGCGGCUGGGCCAAGCAGGGCUGGCCCAACAAGCACACCCUGCGGAUCCUGCAGGACUUCAGCAGCGAGCCCAGCUCCAACGCGUCCUCCCGCUCCGUGGACCGGCCGCCGGCGGCCAGAGCGCCCGGUCCGGAGCUCCCGGGCCAGCGCGCCGACAGGAAGAGACUCUUCGCCCAGGACGCGGGGGCGGCGGCGGCGGCGCGGCUCAGGCCGGCCAGAGGUUCGAGGCUGUCGGCUCUGUUCGAGCAUCCGCUGUACAGGAGGUCGGUUCCGGGCCUGACGGACGAAGACACGCUCUUCAACGUGAACGCGGACAUCAGGCUGGACCCCAAAGCGGCGGAGGACCCGGCCUGGACCGGGGAGGGCACGGAGGACGAGUUCAGCCCGACUGGGGAGCUGACGGCCGAGUCCUACCCCAACUGGCUGCGCUUCCACAUUGGGAUUAACCGCUACGAGCUGUACUCCAGACACAACCCGGUCAUCGACGCUCUCCUUAAAGACCUGGUGACGCAGCGGAUCACCACAGUCGCCAUGAAGUCAGGAGGCACUCAGCUGAAGCUCAUCAUGACCUUCCAGAACUACGGCCAGGCUCUCUUCAAACCCAUGAAGCAGACCCGGGAGCAGGAAACCCCGCCGGACUUCUUCUACUUCUCUGACUUUGAGAGACACAACGCUGAGAUCGCAGCCUUCCACCUGGACAGGAUCCUGGACUUCCGGCGGGUCCCUCCUGUUGCCGGCAGGCUGGUCAACAUGACGAAGGAGAUCAGAGAUGUGACCAGAGACAAGAAGCUGUGGAGGACCUUCUUCAUUUCUCCAGCCAACAACGUGUGUUUCUACGGAGAGUGCUCGUACUACUGCUCCACCGAGCACGCUCUGUGCGGCAAACCGGACCAGAUAGAGGGAUCCCUGGCGGCCUUCCUCCCCGACCUGGCCCUCGCCAAGCGCAAGACCUGGAGGAACCCGUGGAGACGCUCCUAUCACAAACGCAAGAAGGCAGAGUGGGAGGUGGACCCAGACUACUGCGAGGAGGUGAAGCAGACUCCACCGUACGACAGCGGCACACGGCUGCUGGACAUCAUGGACAUGACCAUCUUUGACUUCCUCAUGGGAAACAUGGACCGGCACCAUUAUGAGACAUUUGAAAAGUUUGGAAACGAGACCUUCAUCAUCCACCUGGACAACGGCAGAGGCUUUGGAAAACACUCUCAUGAUGAGAUGUCCAUCCUGGUGCCCCUUGUGCAGUGCUGCAGGGUGAGGAAGUCGACCCACCUGCGUCUGCAGCUGCUGGCCAAGGAGGAGUACAAGCUGUCUGUCCUCAUGGCCGAGUCCAUGACGAGGGACCGGCUCAGUCCCAUCCUCAUCCAGCCUCACCUGAACGCCAUGGACCGACGGCUGCGCCUGGUGCUGAAUGCUCUGUCUGAGUGCAUCGACAAGGAGGGCUACAGCUACGUGGUGGAGGACGACCUGCAGGGGGACCGGGGGGCCGAGCACACACACAGCGGCCCCAGGAGGAGGUAGCCAGGGGGGGGAAGGCUGCAGUGGAGCGACUCCCAGGAGAAAGGAGCAUGGACACUGAGCUGACGCUGUCUUUUGUUGAAACUAGACCAGCGACCCGUGCCGUCCGCCUCCUGCUGAGCUGGUACAAACCAGAACUCUUCCCUAACAAAGGGGACUUUGAACUGAAUCUGGACGGACCAGAACCACCUUUCACCAGGACUCCUUAUCAUGAACAUGUAGUUUAGGAUAGAUGAGCACCCCGCACCCAGUGGAGGUCUUGGAGGAGACCCAUCAUGGACCCGCUGUUUGAAUUCAGUGAAUUCUGCGGGCCUUGGAAUAAAUCUGCCAACAUGAACGUUCACCACAGGACAGAAGCUGGAUCAAUAUGAGGUUUUGCUGAUUUCUUUUGUAAAAUGUUUUAUUCCACGGUUUCUUUUUUGGACUUUAUUUCUGCUGAUCUGUUUCAGCGUCUGAUUGGAGCUUUUGGAAGGGAGUACAGGUUUACUCCUGCAUCAGUUUGCCCUUAAACUUUUACUUGACAGAGUAUUUAUUAAAAUUUGUAUUUAUUGUUUGCCACAACAAAAGAAAAACAGAAAAACUGUUCUGGUAAAUGAAGCUGUAGGAUGGUGUACGUCUCUGUUUCUCCACAAGAGGGCAACGUGAGCAUGUGCAACAAGCCACCAUCAGCCUCCUCUCCUCUUUCCAACCUUUAAUGCGUUUCCUGCAGCUUUUAUUCUCUUCUCUGCAGCAGAUAUGAGGUUAGAUUUAGGCCAAACGUGACACUAAUUCAUAUCCUUAUUCAUUUGGUUUGUAACGUGCUUAAUGUGCUGAUGUUGCUGUUGUGGAGAGAUAAUCUUUCAGGAUGUAUAUUUCCUUCAUGACCAACAGCUGAUAGCUGAACUGUUGUCACUGAUUCAGUCUCUGGCUGAAAGUUAAUAUAUACAGUAGGAAAAUCUAGUGCCUGUGCAAUGAUAGAAAUACUUGAAUGUGUGGGUUAUAGCGGAGCGGGUACAACUGUAGAGCUCUUCAUACGUGUCUGUGCUGAAUGAGGCUUUUAUUAUCUAGUUCCUGUCCUGUCUGUGUCAGGGCAGCACAGGGUGUGUGGGUGAAAAGGCUUCUUUUUAUUCCUUUGAUCCAUUGUUUGUUAUUUCUGUUGUUUUUUAUUCCUUUGCAUCAUGGUAACAGUGCAAUAAAACUAAAUCAGCAUAA
This is a messenger RNA of Fundulus heteroclitus (mummichog), 3397 nucleotides long. It is a transcript of the gene fam20cb, whose product is annotated as FAM20C golgi associated secretory pathway kinase b. NCBI's taxonomy places the organism in Eukaryota, Metazoa, Chordata, Actinopteri, Cyprinodontiformes, Fundulidae. The transcript has 11 exons. The record is from RefSeq and is a predicted model, not a curated record. Gene Ontology annotation, biological process: protein phosphorylation. Gene Ontology annotation, cellular component: Golgi apparatus. Gene Ontology annotation, molecular function: protein serine/threonine kinase activity. Bases 536 to 2209 code for a protein of 557 amino acids.